Messenger RNA from Hippoglossus stenolepis (Pacific halibut), 2959 nucleotides. It is a transcript of the gene tarbp2, whose product is annotated as TAR (HIV) RNA binding protein 2. The record is from RefSeq and is a predicted model, not a curated record. Gene Ontology annotation, biological process: regulation of viral transcription; regulation of siRNA processing; regulation of miRNA processing. The transcript has 7 exons. The coding region runs from base 161 to 1216 and encodes 351 amino acids. Lineage: Eukaryota; Metazoa; Chordata; Actinopteri; Pleuronectiformes; Pleuronectidae. Gene Ontology annotation, cellular component: RISC-loading complex. Gene Ontology annotation, molecular function: double-stranded RNA binding; siRNA binding; pre-miRNA binding.
GCUACGUCACAUUGUUGUGUCGGAGCGGAGGGCGCCUCUUCUGCUCUUCACAUGUCUCCUGCCCGUGGAAACACCGUCUGAGGAGAAGCGGGGUGUCCGUCCUGCUCUGGGGGGAUUCGCGGAUCCGAAACCGACCGGCACCGUCUGCGGGAAAUAGGGAAUGAACGACGAGACAGCCCCGGACAGCUGGAAGAAUAACUCCGGGUGCUCCAGUAUUGAGCAAAUGCUGGCUGUGAGUCCCGGAAAGACGCCGAUCAGUCUGCUGCAGGAGUAUGGAACGCGGAUAGGCAAGACCCCAGUGUAUGACCUGCUGAAGGCCGAGGGACAGGCCCACCAGCCCAACUUCACUUUCCGCGUCUCCGUUGGAGAGAUCAGCUGCACCGGCCAAGGGCCCAGCAAGAAGGCGGCCAAGCACAAAGCAGCCGAGGCUGCUCUGAAGAUGCUCCAAGAAGAACUCGAGGGUCCCACAGUAGUCGGUGUUGGAGUAGAAGGUAUUAUUGCGGUUGAAGUGUCUACCGAUGGAGACAGCUGCAAGACAGAGAUGAAGACCUCAAGCCUUUCUCAGCAGUCUGAAUGUAACCCCGUGGGGGCUCUGCAGGAGCUGGUGGUGCAGAAAGGAUGGCGUUUGCCAGAGUACACGGUCACUCAGGAGUCUGGUCCUGCACAUCGAAAAGAGUUCACCAUGACCUGCAGAGUCGAGAGAUUUGUGGAAAUCGUCUCCGGUUCAUCUCCAGGAAGUGGAACGUCCAAGAAACUAGCCAAAAGAAACGCAGCAGCUAAGAUGUUAUCGCGUAUACACGAUGUUCCGGUCGACCUGAGGACCACCCACGAGGUGGAUGUGGAGGAUGAUACGUUCACCGUGCACAUUGGGAACAAAGUUGACUCGGGUAAAAGUAAAAGCUUCAGCUGCACAUGGGACUCUCUGCGUAACUCUGCUGGAGAGAAGAUCCUCCAGCUCCGCAGCCACCCUCUGGGAAUGCCCUCCGACUCCGACUUCUGCUCCUUACUGAGUGACCUGUCCGUCGAACAGAGCUUUGACGUCAGUUACUUGGAUCUGGAGGAGCCCAGUCUGAGCAGCAUGUGCCAGUGUCUCGUGGAGCUGUCCACGCAACCAGCCACAGUGUGCCACGGCUUUGCCCCGAGUAAAGAUGCCGCUCGUGCCCACGCAGCCCACAAUGCACUGCACUACCUCAAAAUCAUGGCUGGAGGGAAAUGAUGUCAAGUCAUCUUCCUACUCGCAGACUCGAACUCGCAAAACUGCACAUUGCCAGGAUGAAUUUCCACUUUGGACGACGGAGGGAACUUUUGUGAUGAGUUCAAAAACCGUGAAUUACCUCAGUUUUGGAGAAAAGAAACUUUUCAUGUCCCCCCAAGUUUAAACCCUGGAGCCCGAUUUGGCCACUUUGAUUUCUAAAUGUCGCAAUUGAACAUUAAGUUGCCCAAAAAUUCAUGAACACUCCUCUUCUUGCAAAUUAUUUAAAAAUUCCUUUUCAGUCACUUUCAUUUUUGCUUGUCAGUACAUACAGAGCUCUCUUUUUACCUCAAAUCAAGAAUUUACAAAAAGUCUUUAUCUGGAAUUUUAAAUGGUGCUUUUGUCAAAAACUGGAGACGAAUUCAGGUGCAACGAAAAAAAAGAAAUUGGACAAUGGAAUCGCCGAUCUCAUGGAUGGACUCGAAAAAAAUUAACAGCCAUGACACUGAAUCAUGGAGGAAGAGACUCUAUGAUAUGAUAAAUAUCAGAGGAGAAUGGUUUUAAAGACUGGCCCCAUUACACUUGAGCUUGUUUGAAUCUUUGAAAAUGUUUUUUUUGUGUCUUGUAUGUUAAUUUGAUCCCCUGAAACUCAAACAGUUUGUCGCUGCGAUGCUCUGAAUGUUUGGCCUGAAGGAGCUGAGUUUUUUUGACGUGCUUCCCCUGUCGUUUUAAAACUCAGAUGAAAUUAACUCUUUGAUUUGUAUCUGGCACAUAAUUGGGUUUGUUUGAAAUUAACCCUCUCUAAUAAUGUUACACUCUGGUAUUUACUGUAGUAUAGGGUCAAUCAAUCAAUCAAUCAAUCAAUCAAAUUUAGUAGAAUCAUAUGGAGGGAGCAGUGAGCUUGGGUGAUAACAUGGCUAUCAGAGCAUUUUAGGAACUCUCACAGUGAUCAUGAGAACUCUACAAAAGAAAACAGUGAGCAUAAUUUAAAAUCUCCUUAUUGGGUCAGUUCACACACAAAGUUUCACAUUUGGGAGUAAAACAACACAAAAUGUGAUUGUAACAAAGAUUUCCCAGUUUCUCUAUUACCCUGCAUUCACUUUGCAUUCAGACCAAUAUAAAUCCAUUUCUGUGUGAAUCAAAGAGCUGAAAAAGAACUAUGAGUUUUCUGAUAAGGAGUUGUUGUUGUUGUUGUUGUUAUCAAUAGAACGUUAGACAAAACCAAUCGAUUUUCUUUUAGAGUCAUCAUUCAGAUAAAUAAUAUCUCAUGUGCCGUUUCAAAGAUAUGAACUGACGAUUGUUUUCUUCUUUAUAAUUCGUACCCCUGUGAUUACUUUUCUCUUUUCUCCGUCAAUGUGACUGAUUCCUGUGACAUUAUUUAAAAAAAACUGUUGACACCUCCGUCUUGGUGUGAACUCUCAUUACCACCUCCGUUACUGCAGUAGCUAAUCUGUCAAUACAAUUCCUUGCACUCUGCUGAAAUAAGUAUUGGAAAAGAGUCGGAAACAGUUUGCACUAGUUGAAAAGAUAAUGUCCUUUGCACAGAUGCAGGCUGAACAUGUUCGAGUGCAGCGGGUUUGACGCAACACUGACCUCAUUUUGUCUGAAACGGCAGAUCUGCAUUUUGUUAUUCUGAGAUAAGGAAGUUAUCUCCUGGUUUUAGUGAAUUUUAUGUGCUGACAUUAUUCAAUUUGAGACAGUUCUUUGUCAUAGUAAAAUUGUUGCCCAGUUUAAAAUAAAUAAAGUGUGAGCUCCAUGUGAAAUUGA